Messenger RNA from Oryzias latipes (Japanese medaka), 7242 nucleotides. RefSeq names its product chromodomain helicase DNA binding protein 4b (gene chd4b). Lineage: Eukaryota; Metazoa; Chordata; Actinopteri; Beloniformes; Adrianichthyidae. Gene Ontology annotation, cellular component: NuRD complex; chromatin; nucleus. Gene Ontology annotation, biological process: chromatin remodeling. Gene Ontology annotation, molecular function: histone binding; DNA binding; ATP hydrolysis activity. The record is from RefSeq and is a predicted model, not a curated record.
UGUGAGGAUGUUAGCUAAGAUCUGGCUAUAAGGCUUAGGGGAGAGAGGAGAGGGGGACCGAGCCGCGUGGUUUGGGUCAUUUUUGUGUACCCCCCCCCCUCCAAUAAAUAAUUAGAAAUAUCCGCCUAUGGCUUCACUGACGAGCAGUCGGUGGCAUCUCAAGCAGAGAACAGCCUGAUUGUGAUCAACUCCUGUGCGCAGAGAGAGCACACCUCGAACCGGGACUGCACUGUGACUGACUCUACAGUAAGUUUCCAACGCGAGAAGCGCCCACUGCCCCCUCCCUUCCUGGACACCCCCGGUCCAUUCUCCACGUCAUUUUUCCCUCCUCCCUCGCCGACCGAGGAGCAAGGUUUACGAGGGAUUAAUUCGACCAGCAAGACACACAUUUGAACGCCGGGAAAAAUGUCGUGCAGCGAAGAGGACAGGGAAGACUUUGGACUCGAUGAUGAGAAUUCACUUCUGCACGAUGAGGAUGAGCCGGAAGAUGCUGUGUCUGACGUAGAGGAGGUACCCAAGUCCAAGAAGAAGAAGAAAGCCAAGAAGAGCAGCCGAGAGAGUAGGAGCAGCAAGAGACAAAGACCCGUCCGAGAGGAGUUGCCAGUCAGCUCCCCAGAGAACCUGAUUGGAAUUGAUGUUGGAGAGGGGGAUGCAGAUGAGUUUGGUGUGCGGUCAGAGAGCGAAGGAAGUGAUUAUGCUCCUGGGAAGAAAAAAAAGAAACGCUCAAGCUCCGCCAAAGAUAAGAAGAAAGGAGGCGGGCCCACGGAAAAAGGAGGUUCGAAAAGCAAACGCAAAAACCCGGAACCAGAAGACGACGACGACGAUGAGGAUGAUUGCCAGCCUAAAAGCUCCACGCAGCUGCUGGAAGCCUGGGGCAUGAAAGACAUUGACCAUGUCUUUACUCAGGAAGACUACAACUCCCUCACCAACUACAAGGCCUUUAGCCAGUUUGUCAGGCCUUUAAUUGCAGCAAAGAACCCAAAAAUUGCUGUGUCCAAGAUGAUGACUUUAAUGAUGGCAAAGUGGCGAGAAUUCAGCACAAAUAACCCCCUGAAGGGUUGUGCCACUGCUAAUGUAGCUCUGGCAGCUGCCAACGUGGCUGCAACUGUGGAGAACAUGGUGGUUUCAGGUACUGAUGGGACAGAAAGCAUUCCUGCGGCUCCUCCUGUUUCUACCUCUACUCCUACUGCUCCUGCUGCUCCGGCACCAGCUGCACCCGCAGCCGCACCCGCGCCUCCUCUUCGCAAAGCCAAGACUAAAGAGGGAAAAGGUCCAAAUGCACGGAAGCGGUCCAAGCCUGCGCCCAAACCUCCUCCAAAACAGAAACCCAAAAAAGUGGCUCCUCUGAAAAUCAAGCUAGGAGGCCUGAACAGCAAAAGGAAGCGCUCAUCUAGCGAUGAAGAUGAGCCUGAUAAUGACAGCGACUUCGAUGAUGGGAAUUAUUCGGUGUCAGAUGGCUCAAACCGCAGCAGUCGUCUGAAGAAGAAAGCAAAGAGUGCGAAGAAAAAGAAGAAAGUGGAGACAGAAGAUGGUGAUGGAUACGAGACUGACCACCAGGACUACUGCGAGGUGUGCCAGCAGGGAGGGGAGAUCAUUUUGUGUGACACCUGCCCUAGAGCGUAUCACAUGGUCUGUCUGGACCCGGACAUGGAAAAGGCACCAGAGGGCAAGUGGAGCUGUCCACACUGUGAGAAGGAGGGGAUCCAGUGGGAAGCAAGGGACGAUUUGUCUGAUGCCGAAGGGGAGGAUGAUGAUGACAGGAGGGAUGAAGGGCUGGAGGAGGAAGACGAUCACCACAUCGAGUUUUGCCGUGUGUGUAAGGAUGGGGGAGAGCUGCUCUGCUGUGACACCUGCCCCUCCUCCUACCACAUCCACUGCCUCAAUCCUCCUCUUCCUGAGAUCCCCAACGGAGAAUGGAUCUGCCCCCGCUGCAAGUGUCCACCGAUGAAAGGUAAAGUGCAGAGGGUUAUAACCUGGCGCUGGGGUGACCCCCCGCCCCCCACACCUGUCCCACGGCCUCCUGACCUGCCUGCGGAUGCCCCUGAUCCUCAUCCUCUAAUGGGCCGCAGAGAGAGGGAGUUCUUUGUGAAGUGGUGUAAUAUGUCCUACUGGCACUGCUCCUGGGUGAAGGAGCUGCAGUUGGAGUUGAACUGCCAGGUGAUGUUCCGCAACUACCAGAGGAAGACCGACAUGGAUGAACCGCCCCCUGUGGACUUUGGAGGGGAGGGGGAUGAUGACAAAAGCACCAAAAGGAAGAACAAAGAUCCUCUCUUUGUCCACAUGGAGGAAGAGUUUGGUCGUUUUGGAGUUAAGUUGGAGUGGUUGAUGAUUCACCGUGUCCUUAACCACAGCGUUGAUAAGAAGAACAACGUCCAUUAUCUCAUCAAGUGGAGAGAUCUGCCAUAUGACCAGUCAACCUGGGAAAGUGAAGACAUGGACAUUCCUGAGUAUGAUCCCUACAAACAGACAUACUGGAAUCAUAGAGAGCUGAUGAUGGGCGAAGAGGGCAGACCUGUCAAAAAACUCAAAAAGCAAGUCAAGGUGAAAAAAGCAGAACGUCCUCCAGCAAAUCCAAUUGUGGAUCCGACCAUCAAGUUUGACCGUCAGCCCGAGUAUUUGGACAGUACCGGUGGAACGCUACACCCUUACCAGCUAGAAGGGUUGAAUUGGCUGCGGUUUUCCUGGGCUCAGGCCACAGAUACCAUCCUGGCUGAUGAGAUGGGUUUAGGCAAAACUGUUCAGACGGCCGUUUUCCUCUACUCCUUGUAUAAAGAGGGUCAUUCCAAAGGUCCCUUCCUGGUCAGCGCUCCUCUCUCCACCAUCAUUAACUGGGAAAGAGAGUUUGAAAUGUGGGCACCUGACAUGUAUGUGGUUACCUAUGUGGGUGACAAAGACAGCAGGGCUGUAAUCAGAGAGAACGAGUUCUCCUUUGAAGGAAACGCCAUCAGGGGAGGGAAAAAAGCUUCAAAGAUGAAGAAAGAUUCUCCAGUUAAGUUCCACGUUUUGCUGACAUCCUACGAGUUGAUCACUAUUGACCAGGCUGUGUUGGGCUCCAUUGAAUGGGCUUGUCUAGUUGUGGAUGAGGCUCACAGACUCAAGAACAACCAGUCGAAGUUCUUCCGAUUGUUAAAUAACUACUCACUUCAGCACAAGCUGCUACUGACGGGAACUCCUCUUCAGAACAACCUGGAAGAGCUUUUCCACUUGCUGAACUUCUUGACCCCGGAAAGAUUCAAUAACUUAGAAGGUUUCUUGGAGGAAUUUGCAGACAUUGCUAAAGAAGACCAGAUCAAGAAACUCCACGACAUGCUUGGACCACAUAUGCUCAGGAGGCUAAAGGCCGAUGUAUUCAAACACAUGCCUUCAAAGACGGAGUUGAUUGUUCGAGUGGAGCUUAGCCCCAUGCAGAAAAAAUACUACAAGUUUAUUCUAACACGCAACUUUGAGGCCCUGAACACUCGAGGAGGUGGAAACCAAGUCUCUCUGCUUAACGUCGUCAUGGACCUCAAAAAGUGCUGCAAUCACCCCUACCUCUUUCCAGCAGCUGCCACAGAAGCACCAAAACUCCCAAAUGGCAUGUAUGAAGGCGCUGCUCUAACCAAGGCUUCAGGCAAGCUCAUGCUGCUUCAGAAGAUGAUGAAGAAGCUGAAGGAAGGAGGCCACAGAGUCUUGGUUUUCUCCCAAAUGACCAAAAUGCUCGACUUGCUUGAAGACUUCCUGGAGAAUGAGGGAUACAAAUACGAGAGGAUAGAUGGAGGAGUCACUGGAAACAUGAGACAGGAGGCCAUCGACCGCUUUAACGCUCCUGGUGCUCAGCAGUUUGCCUUCCUCCUGUCAACCAGAGCUGGUGGUUUAGGUAUUAACCUUGCCUCUGCUGACACCGUCAUCAUCUAUGACUCUGACUGGAACCCUCACAAUGACAUCCAAGCAUUCAGCAGAGCUCACCGUAUUGGACAGAACAGGAAAGUGAUGAUUUAUCGUUUUGUUACCAAAGCUUCUGUUGAAGAAAGGAUUACACAGGUGGCAAAGAAGAAGAUGAUGCUCACUCAUCUCGUAGUGAGACCCGGUCUUGGAUCCAAGACAGGAUCCAUGUCAAAGCAGGAACUUGAUGAUAUUCUGAAGUUUGGUACUGAAGAACUUUUCAAGGAUGAGAUUGGAGAUGGGGACAACAAAGAGGACGACAGCAGUGUGAUCCACUACGAUGACCAGGCAAUUUCCCGUUUGCUGGACCGGAACCAGGAUGCCACAGACGACACUGAGAUCCAGAGCAUGAACGAGUACCUCAGCUCCUUCAAGGUGGCUCAGUAUGUGGUCAAAGAUGAGGACGACGAGGAGGAUGAGGUGGAAAGGGAAGUGAUCAAGCAAGAGGAGAGUGUCGAUCCGGACUACUGGGAGAAGCUGCUGCGGCAUCACUAUGAGCAGCAACAGGAAGACCUCGCCCGUAACCUGGGCAAAGGCAAACGAACUCGAAAACCGGUCAACUACAAUGACGGUUCGCAGGAGGACCGAGGUAUUAGACAGGACUGGCAAGAGGACCAGUCGGAUAACCAGUCGGACUACUCUGUGGCCUCAGAGGAGGGUGACGAAGACUUUGAUGAGCGCAGUGAAGCCAACGCCCGCAGACCAAACCGCAAAGGGCUGAGGAACGACAGGGACAAACCUCUGCCUCCACUCCUGGCCAGGGUUGGUGGGAACAUUGAGGUUUUGGGCUUUAAUGCACGGCAGAGGAAGGCGUUCCUGAACGCAGUAAUGCGUUAUGGGAUGCCGCCCCAGGAUGCGUUCACAAACCAGUGGCUGGUCAGGGACCUGCGUGGAAAAUCAGAGAAAGAGUUUAAGGCCUACGUUUCUCUUUUUAUGCGACACCUUUGCGAGCCAGGAGCAGACGGAGCGGAGACUUUUGCGGAUGGCGUUCCUCGAGAGGGUUUGUCAAGGCAACACGUGCUUACUCGUAUCGGUGUGAUGUCACUCAUAAGGAAAAAGGUGCAGGAGUUUGAACACGUGAACGGUCAGUGGUCCAUGCCCUGGAUGGCAGAGCUGGAGGAAAACAAAAGGGCUGCUGCUUUGGCUGCAGGUGAAGACCCGAAAACUCCUUCCAGUGGGACCCCUGCAGACACCCAGCCAAACACACCUAUCCCAGAGGAUUUGUCUAAAUCGGAGGACAAAGACGACGUUAAGAGAGAUGGAGAAGAUUUCAAAGCUCCUAAGAAGGGAGAAGAUCCAGAUAUCAUCGAGAUCCCAGAUGAGUCUGAGAAGUCUCCUGCCCUCGAAAAGAAGGAAGACUUUGCUACCAGCAAGGAAGAGAAGGAGGAAGAGGAUGAAGGAAAGGAGAUGGAAGCAGAAGACAUGAGCUUAAAGAAAGAAGAGAGGUCCGCCACAGAAAAAGACCCUUCUGCUAAGGUUAAGAUUGAAAGUUCAGAAGCAAAAAUGGAUUCAGAAGAGGACAAGUCUAAAGCCGAUGAGGGUAAAGAUGAGAAGAUGGACACUUCUUCCACUGCAGAGGAGAAAAAAGAACAACAAGAGGAGAAGGACGGGGGGAAAGUGGAGGAGCCUGGAAAACUGCAGAACGGAGAGAACACCAAAGACGGAGGAGCAGCUGCACUGAACAUUAGUGAAGAGAAGAAAAAAGCCACAAAGCAGAGAUUCAUGUUCAACAUAGCUGACGGGGGGUUCACAGAGCUUCACUCCCUGUGGCAGAAUGAAGAAAGGGCUGCAACUGUCACCAAGAAGACUUACGAAAUUUGGCACCGUCGCCAUGACUACUGGCUUUUGGCUGGAAUCAUACAACAUGGCUACGCUCGAUGGCAGGAUGUUCAGAAUGAUGUGCGGUUCGCCAUCAUUAACGAGCCCUUCAAAGGAGAGAUGAGCAGAGGGAACUUCCUGGAGAUCAAGAACAAGUUCCUGGCUCGGAGGUUCAAGUUAUUGGAGCAGGCGCUAGUCAUCGAGGAGCAGUUGCGCAGGGCGGCAUACCUGAACAUGACAGAGGACCCGGCCCAUCCCUCCAUGGCCCUCAACACUCGCUUCAGUGAGGUAGAGUGUCUCGCCGAGUCCCAUCAGCACCUCAGCAAGGAGUCCAUGUCUGGAAACAAGCCUGCCAAUGCAGUGCUUCAUAAAGUUCUCAAACAGCUCGAGGAACUGCUCAGUGACAUGAAGGCCGAUGUCACUCGUCUCCCAGCAACCAUCGCCAGGAUACCUCCGGUGGCCGUGAGGCUGCAGAUGUCUGAGAGGAACAUCCUCAGCCGGCUGGCCAGCCGGGGUCCUGAGGUCACAGCUCAGAAUCCGUCACAGACUUCCCAGCAGAUGCAGGUCCCUCGUUGAAAAACCUCUCCUCUGAAAGUAGUUUCUCCCACCUCACCGUCAUGUAGCAGAUGUUCUCCCCUCAACCACCACCAACCACAAAGCUGGGUUAGUCUGUCUCACUCUGCGUCGUCGUCUCCCCCCCCCCCCCCCCCCCCACGCCUGGAAGAGCUUCAGCUGCUUGGCUGGACUUGACCUGUGUGUGAUACUGGGAGUGAACGGAAGCAUAACGUCAUUCUGUGUUGCCUAGUCGAGCGCUUUUCCUUUAUCUGGAAACGGAUUCAAAUGAGCUGCCGGCCAGACUGACAGCAGGGUCAAAUGUGUGUCACAUGUGAAUACUUAGGCAGAGGAUUGACUGGAACAGAAGCAGCACGCGGGGAGUUCACUGAUGCUUUUUAGUAACUUUGGGGUCGUUUUAAGAGUACAGGGGUUUGUAUCAUGCUUUUUUUCCCCCGUAGGAGCUUGUGAAAUGAUCAGUUAGGAGUUCUUUAAGUCUAUUGUUUCACGCCAGAAUGCGUGUGUCGAGAGGAAGCGCUUGUUGAUGUAUUAAACAUGACAUAUUGAUGUGCAUCUCUACUGCAGAACGGCCGCUCACAGAGACUGUUACUGUCCCUUUUGCAUCAGCCCGUCUGUCUGAUCUGUCAUUUCUUCCUGUGUUUGUACUCCAUCCAUCCUGCUAUCAGGUGGCUCCAUCUGGGAUCAGCGCAUUGUGCACCCAAACUACACCUUGACAUUCCUAAUUUGUUUCCUGAAAUCGAAACAGAAUAGGUCCACAGCUUUUAGGUACAUGGGACGAGUUUGAAGAAUUAUAUCUUGAGUUUUUUUUUUUCUCAUUGUCUGUUAUGUUGUUUUACAUUAAUAAUUAUUAUUAUUAUUGUUAUCACUUUGUUGUUUUUAUUGUUGCUGUUUGUUUUUAAGGACUGCAAUAAAAGGUCAACAAGUUCUCAA